Molecule: messenger RNA, 2994 nt
Organism: Liolophura sinensis
Lineage: Eukaryota; Metazoa; Mollusca; Polyplacophora; Chitonida; Chitonidae
Product: dynactin subunit 4-like
Exons: 13
Coding region: 94-1437 (447 amino acids)
Cellular component (GO): dynactin complex
Source: RefSeq, a predicted model, not a curated record
UUGUAUCACGAAAAUGCAUUGGUGCAACAAGUCUGAUAGUGUCAUGUUCAGCCAAUAGACGUCUCCAUUACAUUUGCUGCGCCGUCAUCAAAUAUGGCGACGUAUUAUGAUGUUGAUACAGUGCAAUAUCAAUGUUGCUGUGGCAAAAGAAGACCAUUAUGUCGACUAUAUAUCUGUCGACACUGUCUGAAGCUGAGAUGCACGGACUGUGUACUGCACGAGGUUGACAGCUACUACUGCCCAAACUGUUUGGAGAACAUGCCGUCUGCGGAAGCAACGAUGAAGAACAACAGGUGCUCUAAUUGCUUUGACUGUCCAAGUUGUGGGCACACGUUGUCAACAAGGGCCACUACAGUGGCUGUAGUCAACCCAGAGGAUGCAACCAAGUCUACUACCAAGAAAAUGUAUUACUUGGCUUGUGGAUUUUGCCGCCUGACAACAAGGGAUGUAGGUGUGGCUGAUCAAACUGUGGCCAGUGGAGGCUGGAAAGAUCUGGAGAACCCCCAUACUGGCAGGAUUAGUUCGCUUUUGGAUAUUUACCGUCAGCUGGCCCAGAAAGAGAAGGCUGAGAAGGAGAGGAAGAAGUACACUAAGCGUAGGACUCAUCUCUACUAUACCGACAAGUUUGGCUUGGCACCUGUUGCUGCUAAAAUGAAGGCCCUGCCUUCUAUGUCAUCACUUAGCAUCAAGGAAGAUGAGUUGAUAGCUGAUAUUAAGCCAGGUGAAACUGUGAACGAGUUCCCUUCCCUGCCUGAUGAGCUCUUCUCCGAUCCUAUUCAAGUGGCCAAAGUGACCUCGAUGAGCCAGCGUCUGGGAACACCUGAGUUUCAGCCUGACCAGACCAGUAAAUUGUACCCAAUCCACAAACAACUGUUAAUCAGGAGGUCCCUCAGAUGUAAACAGUGUGAACAUAACCUCAGCAAACCAGACUUCAACCCUGUCUCCAUCAAGUUCAAGAUUCAGCUUGUGGCAUUACACCAUGUCCCGGAGAUACGCAUUUUGAAAAUUCCCAGCUUUGAGCUGAACAAAGAAACUCAGCUGGUUCUGACCCUGUGCAACCCUCUAGUCUACAAUACUACCAUCAAUCUGCUAGCCGUUGAUGGGGAGGAUGACUUCUCUACAGCAAAGGUGAAAUUACCAGAAUCUCCAAUAGUCUUGGCAAGAAGAGAUGAUGCUGCUGUCUAUGAUGACACCAACAAUGGCCAGCCAGAGUUCAAGGAUGACCCAAGUGUAAUAGUCUUCAGACUGUCCAAUAAGAUAGGCUUUAAUUUGUCAGUCACACCGGAAAAGGCGGACGAAGAGAUAAAGGUGAGCUUCAUUCUGCGUCAUGAGUACAAGAACACAGCGGCUGCUCUCCCGAAUGAGGACAAAGAGCCCGAGAUAGUACCUCUGGAUCACAGAAUCUUCCUGCACCUGGGCAAACUACCACAGAAAUGAACUGUAAUAGAGCAUUUCAAACUGAAAGUAUCAGCGUGAUCCCUUAUGGAUUGUCACUUAACAUUAUGAUCAGCUCCGAUUAGAUCACUGUGUUCUUCAGUAGAAGCAGUGUUUGUGCUUAUGCUGAUCAAGAAUCAGUUAUUCAAUAAGGUAUGAAGGGAUAAAUCGAGCUUUAACUUUAUUCUGUUCUAAAUUCUCAUGUUUUGUAUUAAAAUGAGACUUGUACAUGUAUGGAGACUUAUUUAUUAAUUUAUUUGAUAGGAGUUUUAUGCUGUACCCAGGAAUACGCAAGGACAUUCAAACCUGACUUAUCUUUUAAUAUGAUCUUGAACAAGCACCAAAAACUUGUGUGUAAUGCAACAUAUGUCAAACCUUUUUUUGAUUCGGGUAAGUCUGGUGCUACAUGUAAAUUACAGUGGUAACGAAAAUGUGCUGUCCAUGUUUAUUGAAGGGUUUAACACCUUCAUCUUGGUGGUUGUUGUGUAACCCCAUGCUGCUGAAAUUUGUGUUGUACGGAGUCAAAUCCGGAGAAUGCGCAGCUCAAGGAUUUCACUUGGUACGAAACAAGGGUCAGUCAUAUCGGGCUACACCACAAACACCAAGACGAAGGUGUUAAAUAUUCUAUAAAAGAAAAAAGAAGAAAAUGGGACAAAGCAACAUAUUUCUUGCUGCCAUUCUCUUUCACUCCCGCCGCAGAGGCCAUGCCUUUUAGACCAAUUAACAGCCAGUGUAGGACAUUGCAGCUAACCUCCAUAUUUCAAAGCUGCUUAUGUAUGACGCCUCUUGUAGUUGCGUGAUAGGAGAAUGUAAAAGCUUAUUGUACAUGUAUGACAAGGUUGUAAUGCUGAGCUGUUACAAAUUGCUUUUUUUCCAUGUCAUGCUGUCCGGGUGUAAAAUGUCAACAAUGUAAGAACAAAAGCCAUAUCUAUAUACUUUGCAAAUAAGACUUUUAUCCCUGAAGGAAAUUCCAAUAGUUCACCUUUAUAUAAAUCAUAAAAGCAAUUCUAACAAGUAAGGAAACUCAAAUUCUUUUAUUUGUAGAAAUAAACAACUUGAAAUGUUAUUAUUUGCAGAGGUAAACAUACUGGUCGGUGUGUUGCAUGACACACUCAAUGUUGCUGGCCGCAACUAUCAGCGGAGUGGAAUCUGUGUCAAAAAAUUUUGUGUGAACAGUUAUGGUUUCUUUGAAAUCAGAGUGCCCUGGUGCAUGGCAGUGAAACAUAAGGGUUCAUGGGAUUUGGAUUGUUUGCGGUAUGAAUUAUGUACAGUACUUAUGUCAGUGGUAUUAGGGCUAAGCAUGAUCUAGCUAUCUGGAAUACGCUUUUGUUUGAUAAUAAUUUUGUCUGUGAUGCCAACCUUGGUAUCAUAGUUAUAUGUAUUCUUCUCUACAAGUAGUUAUAUAUCCAUUUGUACUUUAAACAAAACCUCCAUGCUCUUCUUCAGCAACUCAUGUUAGCUCUUCUUCUCGGUUAAAUUUAAAGGUUUGCAGGCCUUUCACUAUAUUUGUUUGCUGAUUAAUGCAAUAUAAAUAAAGCUCAUUAAUGUUUAUUAUUAUUA